AUGAAAUCGAGAGAAUUUGAAGAUGAAUAUAACAAAAUUGAGUGGAGAGAUGAAAAUGGAAAUUUUAACCGGCAUUCAGGCGAGCCAAAUAUUGCCGAACUUCCGAAUUUUUUCACAGAUGACUUCAAGUGCUUAUUUAUUUUCGCUCGAUUUUUCCAGCGCUGGAUAAAACCCGUCGCUGCAGAAUUCAUCGCCACAUUUAUGCUGGUCUUUUGGGCCUGCAUGCUUCAAGCGACUUCUUCAACAAUCAGUUCCGAUCCGACCUGGCCGCUGAUUCCUGCUCUCGCCGCUGGAAUCAAUCUGACAAUCAUCAUCACAAUGUUCUGGGACAUUUGCAUAAUUCAAUUUAACCCGUGCAUGACUGUUGCAUUUUGCCUCUCUGGCUCGAUUCCCUGGCGACUUUGCCUGCCGAAUAUCAUCUUCCAAUGUCUAGGUGCAUAUCUAGCAGCACUGUCAGCGUCAAUUCUCCGCGGAAGCCCAGUGGGGAUAAUUCCGAUCACCGAAGAGUCCGAUCUGCAUGCAAUUUUCUGGGCAGAGUUUUUGUUCUCCUUCAUGAUGGCAUUCGUAGCACUGAUGGCGGUGAUGGACCCGAGCUAUUUUCAUUCGUUGACGCCGCUGGUGAUUGGAUUGACUGUGACACAAGGAGUUUUCGGAGGAUGGUUUAUUGGUGCCGGCUGUAUGAAUCCUGCUAGAAUUUUCGGACCAGCGCUUGUGACGUUAGAUUUCAACUACCACUGGAUUUGGUGGCUUUCGGAGAUUCUCGGAGCUUCUUUUGCAGUUCUUGUUGAAAUGAUUUUCUUUGCACCGAUAAAAAUCAACGAAGAGAACGAAAAAUCGAACCUGAUUUGGUGGAGAGCUUUUAUGGCGAUUAUGAAGAAAAAAUACGACUCUUGUGAAGAUAAUGUUGAACUUGCGCUGAGAAAUGAUGCUUUUGCAAUUGAAAAAUAA
This is a messenger RNA of Oikopleura dioica, 948 nucleotides long. The record is from the annotation of a GenBank genome assembly. Lineage: Eukaryota; Metazoa; Chordata; Appendicularia; Copelata; Oikopleuridae.